AUGAAGAAGAAAGUCCACCCCUCUUCCACGCCGCCAAAGAAGCUCCGGAGACUCCCCCACCUGUUCGCCAGCGUCCUCGAGCUCCCCUUCCACUCAAACGCCGACGUUUCCAUCCAAGAAACCUCUGACUCUUUCAUUUUCUCCGUCUCCAUGCCCACGCAUGUGCCGUCGCCCACCACCCAACGAAUAACUGGGGACCACGUUGCUGUGCGGGCUCACACGACAGAGAUUUAUUCCGGAGUGACAAAGACUGUGAUAAGGAAAACGGACGGUGGUGAUUUGUGGUGGUUGGACGGAGGAGUAGUGGACGAUCUUGAUCUCUGGAGGUAUCGGCUGCCGGCUUCGACGAGACCGGAGUUGGCCAGGACUACGUGUACUGGGGAAAAACUGGUUGUAACAGUUCCGAAGAAGAGGAGGUUUUGGGUGAAGUAA
Molecule: messenger RNA, 432 nt
Organism: Pyrus x bretschneideri (Chinese white pear)
Lineage: Eukaryota; Viridiplantae; Streptophyta; Magnoliopsida; Rosales; Rosaceae
Exons: 1
Coding region: 1-432 (143 amino acids)
Source: RefSeq, a predicted model, not a curated record